CUAAAGUAUUGCAUUUCAACACACCCAUCUUUCUUUUCUAAGUUAAUCAUGUCCUCUUCACUACUUCCACUCACCUCCCCAUUCACAUCCACUAACACCCAACUAGCCUUCAAGGCUCGAACCAAUCAAACCCAAGGGUUUAGAGUCUCAUGCAAUAGUGCACAAGAUGACCAAGCUGACAAGAAACUCAUACUCCCUGAGUCCCAAAAGCUUGUGGUUCCCAAUGUGGACCGCAGGAACCUGUUGGUAGGACUUGGCGGCCUGUACACGGCCGUCAACCUACCUGGGGCAAUGGCUGCCCCGAUAACAGCUCCUGACAUCACGUCCAUUUGCAAGGACGCGAGUGCGGGCAUUAGGAACCAAGAAGGGGCUAUCAGGACAAGAAAAUGUUGUCCUCCUAGCCUCGGGAAAAAGAUAAAAGAGUUCCAGUUUCCUACCGAAAACUCGGUUAGGAAACGAUGGCCCGCACAUGCGGGCACACCGAAGCAGGUGGACGAUUAUAGACGAGCCAUCCAAGCUAUGCGAGAUCUCCCAGAUGAACACCCGCACAGCUUCGUCAGCCAAGCUAAAAUCCAUUGUGCUUACUGCAACGGUGGUUACACUCAAGUCGAUAGCGGUUUCCCCGAAAUCGAUAUCCAGAUCCACAACUCAUGGCUCUUCUUUCCGUUCCAUCGUUGGUACCUAUAUUUCUACGAAAGAAUCCUCGGAAAGUUGAUUAACGAGCCGAACUUUGCCUUACCGUACUGGAAAUGGGACGAACCACGCGGAAUGCCGAUUCCGGAAAUGUUUGUACCCGAAACCGUUAAUGGCAAGCCAAACUCCUUGUAUGAUGUUUACAGGGAUGCCAAUCAUAUCAAAGAAAGGAUAGUGGAUCUAGACUACGAUGGUAAGGAUAAGGACAUUCCAGAUUUUCAACAAGUACAGUGUAAUCUUGCAACAGUGUACCGAGAUUUGGUCAGAAACGGAGGUGAUACACUAAGUUUCUUUGGUGGCGAAUACAAUGCGGGUGAUCCGCCAGUUGAAAACAGCGACCCGUCAGUCGGGUCCGUGGAAGCUGGUAGUCACACGGCCGUGCACAGAUGGGUAGGCGACCCGAAACAGCCGAACCAAGAGGACAUGGGUAACUUUUACUCCGCGGGGUAUGACCCCGCGUUCUACAUCCACCAUGCGAAUGUAGACCGCAUGUGGAAACUAUGGAAGGAGUUGCGCCUUCCGGGACACGUAGAACCUACUGAUCCCGACUGGUUAAACGCGUCGUAUGUGUUCUAUGACGAGAAUGAGGAUCUUGUGCGUGUGUAUAACAAAGACUGCGUCGACCUAGGGAAGCUUAAGUAUAAUUUUAUCGAGAAUUCGAAGGAAGUGUUCCCGUGGCGCAAGAGUCGACCACCGCAACGUAGAAGGAGCUCGCAGGUUGCAACGACCGGAGAGGUGAAGACGGUGGACAAAGUUAGGUUCCCGGUGCGUCUAAGCGAGAUCUUGAAGGUUCGUGUGAAGCGGCCCGCGGUGAACAGGAGUGAUGAAGAAAAGGAGAAGGCGAACGAGGUGUUGUUGAUCAAGGGAAUUAAGUAUGAUAGUGGAAAGUUUGUUAAGUUUGAUGUGUUUGUGAAUGACAAACUUAAGGAAGGCGAGAUUACGACGCCAUGCGAUCCCGAGUACGCGGGUGGGUUUGCACAAAUUCCGCAUAGCGAUAUGAGGAGCAUGUUUAUGAAGAGUUCUGCGAGGUUUGGGCUGACGGAGCUGUUGGAGGACACAAACACCGAAGGCGAAGAGUAUGCAACGGUGACAUUGGUGCCACGGGUAGGGUGUGACGAUCUAACCGUCGGCCAAAUCAAGAUCGAGUUGGUUCCUGUUCGAAAAGUCUAGUUAAAACGUCGCGGGUUCGGUUGGUUCGGAGUUUAGAUGGCUCGUUAGGAGCUAGAAAUGCGUGUUGUAAUGCCAUUUUCUUUGUUUGGCGUGUACCUUUGUGUAGCCUGAAAUGCGCAUUGCGUAGAGUUUCAUGGCAUCAAUAAGAUUGUGUGACAAUAAAUUUGUUAGUGUUUUCUUCUAAAAUAAGUUGUUUUUAACAUUUAAUCAAA
Helianthus annuus (common sunflower) is the source of this 2075-nucleotide messenger RNA. Its product is annotated as polyphenol oxidase I, chloroplastic-like. The record is from RefSeq and is a predicted model, not a curated record. The coding region runs from base 49 to 1863 and encodes 604 amino acids. NCBI's taxonomy places the organism in Eukaryota, Viridiplantae, Streptophyta, Magnoliopsida, Asterales, Asteraceae. The transcript has a single exon. Gene Ontology annotation, molecular function: catechol oxidase activity. Gene Ontology annotation, biological process: pigment biosynthetic process.